AUGCAACAGAAUCUGCUGAAAAUACCUUCAGCUGAAUUUCUUGAGAAUCAGGUCAAAUCCGAAUCAGAGGAGCAAAUUGCUCCUAACACUGAAUCGGUGAAAUUCAGUUUUGUUUCUGAAACCAACCUUAUUGCCUGCCAUCAAAUGAUUGAAACUGAAAGCAAGGCAAUUAAGACACGAUUGGGAUGGUAUGAAGACAGUGUUUUACAUCUGAUCAACUAUGCAACAUUUUGGUACAAGUUGAAGAGUAUACUGGCAACAACUCCCUACACGUACUUCAUUCAGCAAGUUGAAGAGGAUACAGAUCUAAAUCUCAAAUUAGGCAUUCCAGCUAACUGGUUGGGUGAUUUUAUUCAAGGAAUAAAAUCAAACUAG
Ogataea philodendri is the source of this 375-nucleotide messenger RNA. RefSeq lists its product as uncharacterized. Bases 1 to 375 code for a protein of 124 amino acids. The record is from RefSeq and is a predicted model, not a curated record. The transcript has a single exon. NCBI's taxonomy places the organism in Eukaryota, Fungi, Ascomycota, Pichiomycetes, Pichiales, Pichiaceae.